AUGGAUUCCCUCGAAGAUGUCUCUUACGAUUUAUUGUUUCAAGGUUUGGGGUAUGACCCAUUAACCGAUGACUACUUGGUGGUUCAACUUUUCAGAAAUCUUAACACUAAUGAUAGAAAAAGGGCGCAAGUUUUCUCGAUCAGAGCUAAUAAGUGGAUUGAAAUUGAACCUGUCAAUUUGUCCUUCACAUCCUGUGGCUGGGAGAAUUAUAGGCCAGGCAGAGUUUUGAAUAAUGUCAUUUAUUGGUUGGGUUGCUGUUUGAAGGAAGAGAUGCAUGUUGUCUUUAUCAUUGGCUUUGAUGUAACAAAAAGGAUGUUUUUUGAGAUAGUUGUGCCAGUUGAUGUUGGGAAUAACAUUGAUCAAAUAGCUUUGAGUGAACAUGCAGGAUUGCUUAGUCUAUGUGUUUUUAAAGAGAGCAACCAUUCAAUAGAAAUAUGGAGUAUGAAAGAAUAUAGAGUAGAAUCAUCUUGGGCCAAGACUAGUGUGGUGUCUCUCGUUCUUCCACGCAGAUUCUUCAACCUACUUUGCGUAACAAAAGAUGGUGAUAUUGUUGGAGAAGAUUAUAAAAAAUUGAUCAAAUAUAAUAAGAAGGGGAAGGUGAAGGAGAAUCUAUCAUUGGCUCGUCUUCAUCUUUCAUCCUUUCAUGUCGAGAUCUAUAAAGAAUCUCUUUUCUCACUUCCUUGUCACAAUGAACAAGCAAUAGAAGAUAAUUAA
Vigna angularis (adzuki bean) is the source of this 714-nucleotide messenger RNA. Its product is annotated as F-box protein CPR1-like. The record is from RefSeq and is a predicted model, not a curated record. The transcript has a single exon. The coding region runs from base 1 to 714 and encodes 237 amino acids. NCBI's taxonomy places the organism in Eukaryota, Viridiplantae, Streptophyta, Magnoliopsida, Fabales, Fabaceae.